This is a messenger RNA of Frieseomelitta varia, 676 nucleotides long. RefSeq lists its product as uncharacterized. NCBI's taxonomy places the organism in Eukaryota, Metazoa, Arthropoda, Insecta, Hymenoptera, Apidae. The record is from RefSeq and is a predicted model, not a curated record. The transcript has 3 exons. Bases 132 to 323 code for a protein of 63 amino acids.
GAUUUUUACUCGAACCGAUAAAAAAAACAUAACCUACAAAUUGCAGUCAUUUCCUUUGAAUAUCGCACAAAAGUAUGCCAUUGCAUAAGUUAGAAAAAUAUUGAUUGCAGUCUUGAGUCACGAGGAGGUGAAUGAUGGACAGCGUUGUAAUAUUCUUCCAUACUAUAUUUUCCCAUCGAUUAUCUACGAUGUGCAUCGUUGGAAAUUCCUCUGUCGAAAUCAUCGUUUCAAUUCACGAAGAAUGUUUUGACGAAAAACACAAGAGCAAGAGAAUUUUUCAGAAAAAUUUCAAAGGAGCAAGUAGACGUAAAAUUUAUGAAUAAACACGCGAAGCUAAGGAUAUCGUUAAAAAAGGGAUUCCUACCUGUUCUGGAAAAGGUUCCGGGAAAUCUUGCUUCAGUUCUAUAGUUGCGCAUGGGGAAUACCACCUGACUCGAAUGAGUAAGAUCGCUUCGAUAUCCAAUGGGUUAAGGUUAAUAGACAACACAUACACGUACGCUGGGAUGGAGAAUCAUGAAAUCAAGGAUUGGUGGGGAUUAGCCUCAUAAAUACUUGAAGCUUGGCUGCUGUAUAUGUAAUUGUAAACGAAGUCGCGGGUCCGACAUUUGACGCACCGCAAUCGUUCGUUACUCUUUCAAGAGGAAACUCAUCGAUUCAGAUCAAAGAUCAAUUUAUA